AUGGAUAAAUCUUCUAUUCAACAAAACUGGCUCGUUGCACAAAAGAUUGAAAAGGAGUUACAGUCGCAGCUGAAUAAAGAUUCCCCUACAUUCGAAGAUAUUCAACAUCUUCUCACACAGUUGCGCAUUGCUUGUGAAGCAGUCAUCUUUGGCGACUUCGAAUAUGCUACUAAGCAGCGUGUACAACACCGUCUCUGGGACUCGCAUAGUCUGAUCAAUUCCCGAUAUCGAAAGCUCGUCGCUCAUUACCGUUCCGCCGACCAGAGACGCCGCGCUGUGGAGCGCCGAAAGCUAGAGAAGCACUAUGUCGAUUUCCUUAAAGAGAGCCAGUUUUUCUACAAGGGAUACAUUCAGCGUGUUGCCUCUCACUUUGGUCCUCUUCCUGCAUUGCAACGCAUCGCGAACCGUCUUUCUUUGAGCCCGUUGUCUGUGGACAAGCCUAUCAAAGCUGGCAGAACCCUUGAACAUCUGCUUAAGCUUUCCUGCCACUUCACCCUACUUCGUCUCGGAGACUUGAGUAGAUAUCGAAAUGACUUAAGAACUAAAGAGCGCAGUUGGGACCCUGCCCUAGGAUACUAUUCUCUAGCUGAAGCUCUUUACCCCGAUUCUGGAAAUGCCCACAACCAGAUGGCGGUCAUUGCUCUCGCUGAUGGCAGUCAUCUCGAUGCAUUAUACCAUUUGUUACGUGCAGUUGCUGUCAAGGAGCCCCAUACAUUAGCUCGUGGAAACUUGGCUAUUGAGUACAAAAAAAUAUCUACUAGUUGGGAGAAGGAAAGGCAGAGUAGACGUCGCCCAGCGCCCGUCGAGUCUGCUCUUGUCAUUUGGUUCGUGAGACUACAUGCAAGAUUUUACAAGGGUGUGGAAUUUUCUACGCAAGGAGAAUUAGAGAAUGAAGUUUUGGGUCAAUUGGUCUCGGCUUUGAAGGAUCACUCUUUUGAGGAAACUCUAAACAAGCUGGUGCUAAUAAAUAUGGCUGCAAAUUAUCUGGCAACCCAGAGGCUUACAGAAGCAGAGGGUGGUGUAACCGAUGACCUCAAAAAGUCUUUUUAUUUCCUUCUUGGCUUCAAUCUUCAAGUAUUCUGCGUCCUGCUACAAGCACUUAUCUCAGAGCUUGCCGAUGCAGCUGAAGCUGAAAACCUGGAGUCUUUGACUGCCACAGAUUCAUCUGGCGAUUCCUUCGAAAAGCUCAGCCCAGUCGCAAUUAGAGUCCUCCCCACCAUUCGACAAUAUUUCGCCUGGAUCAUCUCUCAACGUCUCCUUCUUGUCGGUCUCGGAGAUGGAGUUGACCGGGAGUCUACAGGUCCAUUAAUUGGUCAUAUUCAGAGAAUGUGGAAGACAGCUGCAGAUGCCCUUUCUGCUCUCGUCGGGUUCUUUCCUGUCGCAUCGCUUCCUUAUCUUUCGUAUUUGUUGCCUGAAGACGAACAGACACUCGGAUUUAAGCCUCUCCGGGAUUUGCCAGAUGGUUUGGAAGAAUACAGUCUCUACAAUAAAGAUGAUGGCUUUUUGAAAGCUCGCAUCUCCGACGGUAUCAUUCGACAAUCCCAUAACGAGAAUUAUGCUCGUAUCCGGGAUAUCUUACGAGCUGGAAUGGCUCUCCAUUUCGAAAAACCAUGUCCAAUUAUGAUGACCGAUGAUAGCAGAUUUGUCUAUGGUACUGAAAGCGCUAUCGAACCCCCCUCAAAUGGCUCUACAAUACCAAGUCAGCCAGCGAAAUCCACUUACGCUGUGCAGAACGACACGAACACCAGCAACGAGGUGGCUGUAGUAUCGGACUCCUUAGGCAUUAUGGAUAAUGAAAUGAAUCGUAUGGUAGACGAUUUGCUUGAGCCUGCAAGUCUUGCUCCUAGCGAAGAUACAUCUUAUGGUAUGAGCAGCUCUACUGCAAAUGCGGUAUUUGCGCCUAUUGGCUUCGAAAGAACACGUCCAUUGGCAAGUAACCAUAUAACACCCACCAAAGGCUUUCCAAGUCUACCUGGAAUCUGGGGCUCGCCCUUCACACCCAAGCCUAAUGAGCUUCGACCCAUCAGUCCCGAAAAGUCAUCAAGCUCUGGUGGAUUUUCAUCAAUGAAUUACUCAACCAGCAAAGACCAGCUUGCUGCUGUUGCGGCCCUCGACAACAUGACCGGAAUGCAACGAGGCACAAAUGGUGUUGCGAAUAAUGCAAGGAGCACAUUCUCAUCUUUUGAUGCCUCCACGCCAGUCAACCAAAUGUUGCAGGAGUCAUUGACGAAGCAGUUCGAACCUAUGUCAAUCUCAUCGUCGGGGUUUUCAACAAACAGCAGCAUCUACGCGAACAACUCACCACCGAAGGCAUACUACGGUAGGACCUUAAGCCGCCCAUCCUAUAAUGGCCACGAUAGCAGUAUCUAUACAGGUGCUAGCGAGUUUGAUCGAAGUACAAUGUUACAGAGCUCAAUUUGGAACAGUCAGACUGAAAAUGACAAUUACAACCAUACACCCCCCGCUGGACAAGGUCACCGAGGCUGA
Molecule: messenger RNA, 2487 nt
Organism: Botrytis fragariae
Lineage: Eukaryota; Fungi; Ascomycota; Leotiomycetes; Helotiales; Sclerotiniaceae
Product: putative protein smg7 protein
Exons: 4
Coding region: 1-2487 (828 amino acids)
Biological process (GO): nuclear-transcribed mRNA catabolic process, nonsense-mediated decay
Cellular component (GO): telomerase holoenzyme complex
Molecular function (GO): telomerase RNA binding; telomeric repeat DNA binding; protein binding
Source: RefSeq, a predicted model, not a curated record